Messenger RNA from Cololabis saira (Pacific saury), 8542 nucleotides. It is a transcript of the gene man2a2, whose product is annotated as mannosidase, alpha, class 2A, member 2. Gene Ontology annotation, biological process: mannose metabolic process; N-glycan processing; protein deglycosylation. Gene Ontology annotation, molecular function: alpha-mannosidase activity; carbohydrate binding. Gene Ontology annotation, cellular component: Golgi membrane. The record is from RefSeq and is a predicted model, not a curated record. Bases 2682 to 6215 code for a protein of 1177 amino acids. The transcript has 23 exons. Lineage: Eukaryota; Metazoa; Chordata; Actinopteri; Beloniformes; Belonidae.
UUAUUGUUUAACCUCAUUCGUUUGCAGGGAAACGGGGGACAGAAGGUCUUACAUACAUGUUGGCUGAGGUUUAUAGAGAAAGUGAAUAGUUUUCCUUGAAUUAUCCUGGUUACCAGCCCGGCUGGGCUGGCUGUGACACAUCUGUCUGAGCAGCAACACACCGGGCAUUCUCAGUCUCAUGCACAUUUUUCUCCCACUCUUUGACUGCAAUUUGCGAGUGAGUGGACUUGUGGUAACUUUGUGGUUCUCCCAGCACAGGUGGCUAAGGCUAGCCCUGUUUUAGCCGCAUAUCUGUCUUUAUUCCUGAGGCUUGGACGUGACUGGGACGGGUUAAGUUUGACACUUAUCAUGGCCAGCAGAGAUAAUGUCAUUGACGACUGCGUUUGAGCUCAGACGAGAUAAAGGCGAUACAUGCAUGUAUUAUAUGUGAUGGACAGGGUUCCUACGGGGGCUGGGGAUCACUGAAAGUGCUUGAAUUUCAAUGUUGUGUUUUCAAGGCCUGAAAAGUGCUUGAAUUUUAGUUUAAGUGCUUGAAAUUAUAACUCUGUGUCUUUCACAAAAUUGGGAUCAGACUGUAUAGUUUAGUUAUUACAAGGAGAAAUAAAAUCAGUAAGAUGAAACAUAACGAUGGUGUUUGCAGCACGAUACAAUGUACAUAAUUGUGAUUAAAAAAAGUGGAAAAAAUAAUUAUGAGUAUAUAUAUUCCUGUAGAUAUUUUACCCCAGCGAUAAGGUGGUUGAAGAUUUUGAAAAUGACCCUUGAAAAGGCCUGAAAAGUGCUUGAAUUUUAGUUUAAGUGCUUGAAAGUGCUUGAAAUUAUAACUCUGUGUCCUUCAUAAAAUUGGGAUCAGACUGUAUGGUUUAGUUAUUACAAGGAGAAAUAAAAUCAGUAAGAUAAGAUAAGAUAUCCUUUAUUUUCUCCCUCAGUGGGGAAACUUAUUUUUGUUGUCAGCAGUAACUUAGCACACACAUGCAGGGGAGGUUGUAAAAAGACUGAAAAGUCAGAAAUAAAAAAUACAUAUAAAAUAUGUAUAAUCACAGAAUAUGAACAGUAUAUACAGUUGGUUGAAAGAAGAAACGGUGCAGAAAAAGCAGGUGGAGUGUUGUGAGGUAGACUGGCAGAUAUUGCACAUCUUAUAUUAUUGCACAUCUUAUUGUCAUAUUAUUGUCCACUGGCUACUGAGAGCAGGCCUGGUGAAAGAUGAAACAUAACUAGAUGUUUACAGCAUGAUACAAUGUACAUAAUUGUGAUUGAAAAAAAAUUACCCCAGCGAUAAGGUGCUUGAAGAUUUUGAAAAUGACCCUUGAAAGUGCUUGAAAAGUGCUUGAAUUUGACCUUGAAAAAUGUGUAGGAACCCUGUAACAUCCUGCCAAAUUGAGUCACUGACAUGGUGUUAACCACUCGGUCAGUAACCUGGAUAAUACUGGGCAGAGGAAAUGCGAUAUACACUGGACCAUUUGGACUGUUCCCCUCUGCUGGUUAUCUAGUCUAGUCUUGUGAGCAUCAGGGGAUAAGCUCCACAUUUGCAUACUGUGACAUGAACACAGGGCUGGAGUCGUUUGAAGGCUCUGUCAUCCACAUCCUUGUGAAACUUGAAACCCUUUCAAGUUGGAUGUUUUCUGGCCCUAGAUGGUCUAAGAAAUAAAGUCUUGCCGUAGCUGAUAUCGAUGGUGCUUUUCAGGCGGUCUUUGCAGGUAUGAAUGCCUAAUGGUUAAGUCUCUGUGGAGAGUCUAAGAUGGUCUCGGCUGUGAGCUGUGAGCGGAUUAUGGCUGUGGAUUUACACUCUGAGGAAAAUAACAACACCUAUUAGGAGCACCAGGCAAUCCACUCAGUUAGAUUUUGUCGCUGAAAGCCUAAGCAUUGAAAUGGCAGACUGGAUAUUUGUUUGUGUAGGUUAAACUUAUCUUAACAUUUUUCUCAGCAGUUGAAGAGGACCCCCCUCAUGUGAUUUUUAAAGCUGGCCCUGACUUUAAAGACAGAUGCACCAAACAUGCUGCCGCAGUAAAUGUUCAAUCGCUAUGCCACUGAGAAAAGAAAUGACAUUUGUCUCAUUUUAAUUCCUGGAGCAGCUUUGGACAGAGUUGAGGCUUGAUGAAAAAGUUGCUGAUGCUGCUCAGAGCGGAGUUGGUCUCAUUGUCAGCCUACUCCUUUGCACUGCUUCUGCCCAGUAUGCAAACCAUUAUGACACAGGAGACCAGCUGAGGAAAAGGGCACUGACUGUCUGUACUGGAGGAUUGCACUUUGCUCUGGGAGUGGGGACCAGACCAGAGGAGCAGGCUCGCACCAACGCACAUCAUGCUGCAGAGACACUAGGUCUCCCUAUUUGAGCCCUUCUGUGUGGAGCACAAGGGCCACUUUGAAGGAGACCACCAGUGGAUGUGGUUUGGCCAGAGCUCACAGACUUCUUGCCAGUGAUUACUGAUUUAGUACCCUUCUUCACUGCUACCACUGCCACCCCCAUAACUGUGGUCUCCAUUAUGGUGUGUGGAGGCUGCAAGCCUCACAGGAGUGGGACUAGAGAUUUCACACUGGCAUAAAUACAUACUUUACAUCAUUUUAUUUUUGCACUUUGAAGGAGUUCAUUUUUCCCCCUUUGUGCUGAUAACAAACUCUCCAGGCAAGCUUGUUAAAAAAGAAAAAUACAAAAAUCCUGAAGAGAAGAGCGUUCAAGAGGCGGGAGGAUGAAGCUAAGGAAACAGGUGACAGUGUGUGGAGGGGCCAUAUUUUGUGUGGCUGUCUUUUCACUGUAUCUGAUGUUGGAUCGAGUUCAACAUGACCCUGCGAGGCGGCAGAAUGGAGGGAACUUUCCACGGAGCCAAAUCUCAGUCCUGCAAAAUCGGAUAGAGCAGCUGGAGCAGCUUCUGGAGGAAAACCAUCAAAUCAUUAGCCACAUAAAAGACUCUGUGAUGGAGCUCACAGACACAGGAGCUGUGUCUCCCAGUGGCCACCUGCCAUUCAGAAGUGCCAAUGGCUCCUGGGUCCUACCCUUUGACGGUCGUCCCACUUUCCUCGCUGUCAAGCCCCAGGAUUGCCAAUUCAGUGAUGUCAGCCACGGUCAAGCAGAUGUUCAGAUGCUGGAUGUGUACUCUCUGCUCGAGUUUGACAACCCUGACGGUGGCGUAUGGAAACAGGGUUUUGACAUUACUUAUGAACCUAAUGAGUGGGAUGAUGAACCACUACAAGUAUUUGUAGUUCCUCACUCUCACAAUGAUCCAGGGUGGAUCAAGACGUUUGACAAGUAUUACACGGACCAGACCCAACAUAUUUUAAACAACAUGGUUGUGAAGUUGGCGGAAGAUCCUCGUAGGAAGUUCAUUUGGUCUGAGAUUUCCUUCUUCUCUAAGUGGUGGGAGACUGCAGACGUACAUAAACAGGAGGCCGUGCGCAAGCUAAUCCUUGGAGGGCAGCUAGAGAUUGCCACAGGAGGCUGGGUGAUGACAGAUGAAGCCAACGUUCACUACUUUGCAAUGAUCGACCAGCUCAUUGAAGGGCAUCAGUGGUUGGAGAGAAAUUUAGGUAUAACUCCUCGCAGCGGGUGGGCGGUAGACCCCUUUGGUCACAGUGCCACCAUGGCCUAUGUGCUUAAGAGGGCCAACCUGACCAGCAUGCUCAUCCAGAGGGUCCACUACUCGAUUAAAAAACAUUUUGCCUCAACCCACAGUCUGGAGUUCAUGUGGAGGCAGGCAUGGGACUCUGGGUCAAACACAGAUAUUUUUUGCCACAUGAUGCCAUUCUACAGCUACGAUGUGCCUCACACCUGUGGCCCUGAUCCAAAGAUCUGCUGCCAGUUUGACUUCAAGAGGUUACCAGGAGGUCGCAUUAACUGUCCCUGGAAGGUGCCACCAAAACCCGUGGUGGAGGCCAAUGUAGCAGAGAGGGCACAGUUGCUCCUGGAUCAGUACCGUAAAAAGUCCAAACUUUACCGUAGCAAGGUGCUUCUCGUUCCUCUGGGAGAUGACUUCCGCUAUGACAAGGCCCUGGAGUGGGAUCAGCAGUACGGCAAUUAUCAGAAGAUGUUUGACUACAUGAAUUCUCAUCCCGAGCUGCACGUUCAGGCUCAGUUUGGGACUCUCUCCGACUACUUCAAUGCGGUUUACAAAGUGAACGGAGUGGCCCAGGGAUCCAGACCAGCUGACUAUCCAGUUCUCAGCGGAGAUUUCUUUGCCUAUGCGGACCGCGAAGACCACUACUGGACUGGUUAUUUCACAUCGCGUCCCUUUUACAAAAGCCUGGAUCGUGUGAUUGAGUCUCAUUUGAGGGGGGCAGAAAUCCUUUACAGUCUGGCGGUUGCAAACGCUCGGCACGAAGGCAUGGAAGGACGCUUCCCGGUGUCGGACUACGCGCUGCUAGUGGACGCCAGGCGGUCGGUCGCCCUCUUCCAGCAUCACGACGCCAUCACCGGCACUGCCAAGGAAAAUGUUGUCAUCGACUAUGGAACCAAAUUACUGCGUUCACUCAUCGGCUUGAAGAGAGUCAUCACCAAUGCUGCACAUUUCCUGGUGAUGAAGAACAAAGAGUUUUAUCGUUUUUACCAGACAGAACCCUUCCUAGAGACGGAUGACAGGCGGGCCACUCAAGACUCUUUGCCUCAGCGCACUUUAAUUGAGCUUGACCCAGCAGGGCCGAGGUACCUGGUUCUGUUCAACCCCAUCGAGCAGGAGCGGCUGUGUGUGGUGACUGUGUUGGUUAACACAGUGCGGGUGCGGGUCCUUACUGAGGAUGGACAGACUGUCCCUGUGCAGCUGAGCGCUGAGUGGGCCUCUAGCACUCAGAUGAGUGCGGAGGUAUUUGAGGCAACAUUCAUGGCUCGUCUGCCACCUCUUGGUCUGGCUGUUUUCCACCUGUACGACUCUGCGGAUUCGCCCUUGACGCUCCGCUCCGAGACCGUCCUCCGGCUGUCCGACCGCAGCAUCUCCGCUCGGGCCACGGAUCCGCUCCCCGUCAGCUCUCAGCUGGCCGACUCUCAGACCUUUUACAUUAGCAGCCAGUCACUAACGCUGGGCUUCUCUGGAACCACAGGCCUACUGGAGAGUAUCAAGAGGAAGGAUGAUCCUCAGGAAGUAAAGGUUCAGAUGCAGUUCAUGGUCUAUGGCACACGUCCUUCGAAAGACAAAAGUGGGGCUUACCUCUUCCUGCCAGAUGGGAAAGCAAAGCCCUACAACCAGAAAGAACCACCUGUGGUGCGUGUUGUUGAAGGGCCUCUUUUCUCUGAGGUGGUGGCACACUACCAGCACUUUGAGCAGACCAUCCGCAUACACAACGUGCCAGGGGUGGAUGGUUUAUCUAUAGACAUGACUACGAUGGUGGACAUCAGAGAUCAGACCAAUAAGGAGCUGGCCAUGCGACUGGUCACAGACGUGCAGAGUGGAGACGAUUUCUACACGGACCUCAAUGCCUUCCAAAUUCAACCUCGUCGACACUACCAAAAGCUUCCCUUGCAGGCUAAUUUCUACCCGAUGCCCAGCCAGGCGUACAUCCAAGACAGCCAUCACCGCCUGACGCUGCACACGGCUCAGGCUCUGGGAGUCUCCAGCCUGGAGAGCGGCCAGCUUGAAGUCAUUAUGGACCGGCGACUGAUGCAGGAUGAUAAUCGCGGGCUGGGUCAAGGCUUAAAAGACAACAAGAAGUCAGCCAAUCAUUUCCGACUGCUGCUGGAGAGGAGAUCAAAGGGCAACAAGCGUGAUGGCUUCUUUGCCAAACUUUCUUCCUUGUUUCGUUUGUUCUUCUCUGAAACCUUGAGUCGUGAAGCUGGGGAGGUGGACAGCACAACGACCAGCUUCCCGUCUAUACUCAGUCACAUGACCAACGCCAUGCUCAACCACAAGGUUUUGGCGUUCCCCGUUCUGCCCAAAAGACGUGGCGUCCCUCCCCUACAAACCUUCGCCCCCCUCAAGUCCAUCCUUCCGUGUGACUUCCACCUGCUGAACCUGCGCAGCAUCCAAAGCCAGCAGGACCCCAUGUCUCCGUCUCCGUACACGGCGUUGAUUCUGCACCGCCUGGCGCUGGACUGCAGCCUGGAGGCUCAGAACCUCGGCUUCAACUGCACGACCACGCAAGGACAGCUGAAUGUGUCUAGCCUUUACAAGAACCUGGACCUGCAGCUGCUCCAGCCCAUGUCUCUCACCUUGAUGCACUCUGGCACACCUCUGGCCAACCAUUCCACCAUCAGCCUGGACCCCAUGGAGAUCUCUGCCUUCAAGCUCAAGCUGCGAUAAGAGCUGAGCGGAUUACAAAGCAGCAAAAAUGCACUAAACUCCUUUGGAUCAGCAACCGACCCAAAGCCAGCCACAAACUGGGGACAAUGGGAUCUGGGUCUCUGUGUCUUUUAAGCUGAAACACAAAUCCUACAGCUCCGAAAAGCCGGGGUCGGCUGUAGUGGGACAGACUGCACAGCAGGGGGCAGAACAUAACUUUUAUUGCAGACACGUCAGAGAGCAGCAGAAAACAGAGUGACUCCGCAGUUGUUCCACAUCAAGAAAGACCGCCAGAACGGCUCAUCAGAUGCAAAUGUGUAUGUCUGCAAUCACAAAUGAAUUCUCUUUCUAUUCUGCUUGGCAAGGACUUGUCUUUUUCUAUCUUUCUGCCAUUCUGGACUAAACUACUGAAUGUAAAUAUUGCAAAUGAUGGUGUGUGUGUGUGUGGGGGGCUGGGACUGGUUCCUCAUAAGAGUGCAAUUUACACAGCUUUAUUCAGUGUAGGGAUUAUUAUUAUUCUUUUUAAUUUUUUCCCUUUUUUUUUUUAAAUGUGGAAAUCCCAUAUGGAUAUAGUUUUUGUACAAAUCAGUCUAAUUUUGACUGUUUUUUUUUUUUUUUUUUUGGACAGACUUGAAUGCAGCAAAGAGAAUGUGUGGUCUCUCUGAGACUUAAGCUGCAAAUCCUUAAGCUGUCUGAUUCCAAGAGUCCCACAGUGGUCACUAGGGGAUGACGGUGUGCUCAUUAAUCAUAAAGGUGGACUCCUCCCCUUUUCUCCACUUUCUGCAUGUAAAUAGUCAGCUGAUUGUCUGUCUGUUGUCAAGUCUCUCUGCUUCCUCUUUGUUAAGGAGAAAAACCGUGGAAGGCUGUGCCUGUCACAGCUCCCUUCAGUUGUUUCUUUAGGCUGUUGAGAAAGUGUGUUUGUGUAGCAUACCAUAUGCAGUAGAUUAGGCAAAGACUAUACCUCAUAUGUACCAUGCAGCAGAUAUAUCAGUAUGUGUGUCUGUAGGAGGUGUUAAUGUGACGCUUGAGAGUUUGUAUUGUUUUUGUAUUGCGGUGACGGCAUAUCAGGGACCAGCCAUAAUUCUUUGGGAUAUCAUUGAUUAAUAUCUGUGUGGAGCAUUGGGCCAUAUCAUUGCAGGGCGAAGAAUACCCGUUAGUGAGCGUAAGAUAAAUUAAAGGGUCAGUCGCUCAAAAUUUCAAAAGGAGAGGAAUUAUUAUUAUUAUUUUUUUUGCAUGAUCAAUAGGAUAUAAAAAGCUAAACUUCCUUUGGACUGGGAACUAUAGGGGCCUAGAUAAGUCAUUCCUUUUUACAUCACUUAAUUUAUACUGUGUAUAAUUCAAAACCUAGAAAUGUGACAUUUAUAAAGGUUUUAAUAAAACACAAGAUACUGGCAUUUGAGAAACUGAAAAUGGAGAAUGCCUGCCAUAUUUGGUUAAUUAUUGAGUAAAGAAGAAUUAAAAAAAAAACAUGACAAUGCCAGGGAAGCAGCAGUGAUCAUCCGCCACUGCGUUUCUUCCUUUUUUGGCUUCUAUUGAACAGUUUGAGCUACGCUUUUCUCUUUACUGUGAAGAUCAGAACACGUAACUAAUAUGUAGUGAGGAAGAAACAUUUGCAGGGGUCAUUUGUUUUUCUUAAACGUAAUUGUAGUGUUCUGACCCUUCAGAAGUAAAUAUCCAACUACAGAGGAGAGGAGCCGAGCUGGAGCUCUGCUGUGUUUUACACCUCGGGUCUGUCCUCAGGCAUAGUUUCUGCCUGUUGCACCUGCUGUGAGGGAUGAUGUCGCGUGUGGAGUUGAGGGUUGAACUCUCGCAACCCCACCUGAGCUGCACUGAGCACCGUGCAGCCACCUCACCUGCCCCGCUGCGCUCCUCCACAGCUGUCCUCGUCUGACCCCGAGGUCGGGCCUGUCAGAGCCUCUGCCUCGUCUCAGUGCUGCAGACCCCACAGCCCCCCAGCUGGGGUUAACAUCUAACUGUCACACCAGAUGUCACCAAAUCCUCUAUUGCACUUUCUGCUGGUGUCUUAAAACCUUCUGUUUGUGCGUCUGACUUUGUGUAAAUGUAUUUUCCUUUUUAAAAUGCAAUAUCUGUUGUAGCGCUGUUUUUUUUAAUUAUAAAAAAGGCACGAUGGAUUAAAGAACCAGAUGAUUUGGAGCAUAAAUAAAUAUCAAAACACGAAGAAGUCUUUUGAAAACUCUUCUAUUCAUAUAUGAUUCCUUUGUUCAGACUUGUUACAACCAAAAACGUAAUAACGGCCAAUAACGUAAUAACUGCCAAUAAUGUAAUAAUUUUGGCCAUUUCAAAUGUAAUAAAGCCAAUAGUGUAAUAAAACUUUUGAGUCAAUAAUG